Messenger RNA from Melopsittacus undulatus (budgerigar), 1455 nucleotides. It is a transcript of the gene RSKR, whose product is annotated as ribosomal protein S6 kinase related. Gene Ontology annotation, molecular function: ATP binding; protein serine/threonine kinase activity. NCBI's taxonomy places the organism in Eukaryota, Metazoa, Chordata, Aves, Psittaciformes, Psittaculidae. The record is from RefSeq and is a predicted model, not a curated record. Gene Ontology annotation, biological process: protein phosphorylation.
AUGUCCCCGUUCACGCUGCAGUGCCAGGAGCUCAGCCCUGGACCCACUGUGGCUUCGCCCCCUGCCCUUCCCCAGGACACGCACUUCGGGGGAGCAGCAUCCACAUCACCCCCGGUGCUGGGGACUGUGGGCGGGGCAGAGCGAGGCGGGGCUGCGGGGUUAUGUAAAGCCGCGGAUUACCGGGGCCGGGCGGGGCGGCGCCGCCAUGGGAGCAUCGAGCAGCGGCCCCGGCCUGGCCCCGGUCCCGGUGCGGCCCCCCCAGGUGCGUGCGGCGGCCCGGGGUCCCCCCCUCCCGGUUCCCGUGUCCUCCCCCCGCUGACGCUGCCCCCUGUUCCGUAGGGCCGCGCUGUGGGGUCGUGGGUGCGGGCGCUGUUGGGCCGGGCCCGGCCGGUACCGGGGUCGGGGCUCGCCCUGGUCCCGCAGGGAAGCACGGAGGAGCCGCCGCUGAUCGGGUGGCCGCUGCCGCAGCUCGUCUCGCUUUUCCUGCCGGAGUUCCCCGUGCGCCCCUCCGGCCGCCAGCAGCAGCUCAAGAUCCUGGGCUUUGUGGCCAAAGGCUCCUUCGGGACCAUCCUCAAGGUGCUGGACUGCGGGCGGGAGAAGGUCUGCGCCGUGAAGGUCUUGCCUAAAGUGGAGGUGCUGCGCAGAGACACCCUCAAGCAGUGCAAGGAAGAAGUCAGCAUCCAGAGACAGGUCAGGCACCCGUUUGCCCACGUCCUGGGGGACAGCUGGCAGGGCCAGCGCCACCUCUUCAUCCUGUGCACCUACUGCAGCACUGGGGACCUGUACGCGCUGUGGCGUGCGGCCGGGUCCUUCACCGAGGCCACUGUCCGCCUGUUUGCUGCCGAGCUGGUGCUGGUGCUGGUGUACCUGCACGACCUGGGCAUCAUACACAGAGAUGUGAAGAUGGAGAACAUCCUCCUGGAUGAGCGUGGGCACCUCAAGCUCACUGAUUUCGGCCUCUCCCGGCACCUGCAGUGGGGCGAGCGAGCCCACACCAUCUGUGGCACCCUGCAGUACAUGGCCCCAGAGGUGCUGAGCGGGGGGCCCUACAGCCAUGCAGCCGACUGGUGGUCCCUGGGUGUCCUGCUCUUCGCUCUGGCCAGCGGGGAGUUCCCCGUGGCACCAGCAGGGGACCAUGUGGCCAUGCUGGAGCGUGUCAAGCAGAGCAGCUACGAGAGCCCACCCGCCUUCAGCCCCGCGCUGGCCCGGCUGAUGGCCGAGCUGCUGUGCCACAACCCCCUGCACCGCCUGCGCCACCUCCAUCACUUCCAGGGUCACCCCUUCUUCCGUGGUGUGGCCUUCGAUGCCGACCUCCUGCAGAAGGACCCGGUGCCGGUGCCGGUGGCCCCGCAGCCCCCGGAGCAGCCCCCGCCAGACCCCACCACCUUCAAUGACUUCGACUGCGACCUCCAAGUCCCUUCGACUGCACCCCCUGGCCGGCCCUGGCCUGGCUGA